AUGUCUAAUUCGGUAGUCGACUCGCCGCCGCAGCUCCCUGCCGCCGGCGCCUGGGGCUCUCUGUUCACCGUCCAAGAACCCAAGAAACCACGGCAUGUGUCCGUGGUGCCACCAUUCUCUGCCAAGAAGCCGGCGUACGGAGUGAAGCGGAACCUGGAGAUGUGCACCGAGGCGCUAGGGUGCGAGACCGGUGGCGUCGACACAACGGCUUACGACGCCGACGAGGGGACGGAGCGAAAGAGGCGAGCAAGCGCGGAGGAGACGAAAGUGGAGCGGAAGGUGCGCGUGCUGCCCCCGCCGCUGACGACGCUUGCGGCUGGCGCCAGCCGCAUGCGCAUGGUCCACGAGCGGCGGGAAGGGCGGCUGGAGGUGUACGCGGUGCGGGCCUCCGGGAUGGAGGCCGACCGCAGAGGCGGCCGUCUCCGGCUCCGUUUCCUAUCCUGCGACGGCUGCAAUGCCGCCGUGUGCAGCACUGACCAAGAGCCGCAAGAAGCAGAGGAAGACGAGGCAGAGGAGGUUGAUCUGCAGCCGGAGACGGAGUACGUGGUCGCCAAGUACAUGCGCCGCGGGCGGUGCCUGAAGGUGGAGAGCGGCGCGACGGCGGCGAGUUGCGGCAUCAAGUGGGAGCCGGAGCAGGCCGCCGCGUUCUGGGUGGCCAUCACCUGA
Messenger RNA from Lolium perenne, 666 nucleotides. The record is from RefSeq and is a predicted model, not a curated record. Lineage: Eukaryota; Viridiplantae; Streptophyta; Magnoliopsida; Poales; Poaceae.